This is a messenger RNA of Harpegnathos saltator (Jerdon's jumping ant), 7096 nucleotides long. It is a transcript of the gene brp, whose product is annotated as ELKS/RAB6-interacting/CAST family member bruchpilot. Bases 921 to 6626 code for a protein of 1901 amino acids. The transcript has 18 exons. Gene Ontology annotation, biological process: maintenance of presynaptic active zone structure; neuromuscular synaptic transmission; regulation of synaptic plasticity. The record is from RefSeq and is a predicted model, not a curated record. NCBI's taxonomy places the organism in Eukaryota, Metazoa, Arthropoda, Insecta, Hymenoptera, Formicidae. Gene Ontology annotation, molecular function: structural constituent of presynaptic active zone. Gene Ontology annotation, cellular component: cytoskeleton of presynaptic active zone.
AGAGAGGGAGAGAGGGAGAGAGAGAGAGAGAGAGAGAGAGAGAGAGAGAGAACUCUGUCUGGCGGAUACGAAGGAGAACCUCGUCAAUGGUCGUCGUUCACGAGCGAGCCGUCGCAAGUAGAGUAGAAAGAGUAGAAAGGUUCUCGCGUAUCCCGCGGCACGUUCUGCUGCUUCGACAUCGGACAUCACGAAGGUUCAGAACGGUCGGAAUCGCGCGACGUCCUCGUCAUCGCCGUCGUCGUGGUCGGCCAUAGCCGGAUGCUGGAGGACAUCGGGAAAGGAGCGAAAAUCGAGUCGCCGGCGAGAGGGCGAUCUCGCGAAGACGCGGGCCUCCAUUCUCCGGCUGUUACUCCAAUUGAACCCCGUGGACAGGCAGACGGACGUCCCGCUGCGACCGGGAACGGGAAAGCGCUCAUUGACGCUCGCGGCCGCCGUUCUCGAUCCGACUGAUAUGAGCGUGAAAACGCCGCGCGACGGCGACGAGAGACUGAGGAACGGCCGUGAGGCGUGACAGGAAGGCCGAUCGAGCGAUGAUCAGCGCGGCGACCAGGACGGAGGUUUAGGGAGAGCACCCGGGAGAAUCCGCGGGGUUCCCUCGCGGCUCAGGAAAGGUAACGAGUACUGCCGGAACACGCGGACGCCGUCGAGGUAUCGCAGGUCGCGCGUAUUGUGGUCGAUCGCGAAACAAGCACGAGCGCGCGCGAGAGAGAGAGAGAGAGAGAGAGAGAGAGAGAGGGAGGAGGAGUGAGGGAGAAAGAGAAAGAGAGAGAGAGAGAGAGAGAGAGAGAGAGAGGACAGAGGAAGAAAGAGGUCUGUGAGAAAACUUCCGCAAGCGUCGAGGACGGGAAGCCACCGACCGAUCGGGACGAUCCCACGGCGAGCAGGAGGCCGAGGUUCGACAUCGCGGAGAGCCUCGUAGAAUGUCACGGGAUCCUUACGCGAGCGGCAGUGGCGUGGUCGGUCCCGGUGGUGGCACUCGCUCGCCACGCAGCGGUCGUCGCGUGGGCGAAUUGCCGACCGUCGACCGCAGCCCGUCGAGGAGUUACGCGAGCGGUCGUGGCAGUCCGUUAGGUCGUAAGCAACGAGGCACCCGCAGCGGCAACAACUCGCCGGAGCACCUCGGCUACGGCAGCUACCAUCACCAUCAGCUGGGCAGCCCGUACUACUCCCGCGACGAGGACCUCGGCAGUCCCGUGAUGCUCGAGGAGAGGGGCAGGAGUAUGUCGACCGGGGGCGGUGGGGGCGGACAUCACCGAUCCAGAAGCGCCUCGAGACCCGCCAUGUCCAACUCGGCGGGCAUGGUAGCGCGUUACACCAGCCUCGACCGUGCUUCCGCCGGCAAUCUCGACCAUGAUCGGGAAUUCGUGCCGAUCCGCGAGCCCCGCGAGCGUAGCCGCGAUCGCAGUCUCUACCUCGAGGAAGAGCUCUACAGCUCGAGGUCGGCGCGCCAGAGCCCGAAUCCGCACAUGCUGCGCGAAAGCGGUGGCUACAUCGGCGAGCUGCAGCACCAGAACAACGAUCUGCAGCGGGAGCUCGGCAACUUGAAGAAGGAGCUCGAGCUGACGAACCAGAAGCUCGGCAGCUCGAUGCACAGCAUCAAGACCUUCUGGAGCCCGGAGCUGAAGAAGGAGCGGGCGCUGCGCAAGGAGGAGAGCACCAAGUACAGCCUGAUCAACGAGCAGCUCAAACUACUCAACACGGAGAAUCAGAAACAAAGCAUAAUGGUGCGCCAACUGGAAGAGGAGCUCAGAAUGAGGAUGCGCGGGCCGAGCGUCGAGAUACAGCAGCAAAUGGAAGUUUUGUAUAAUGAGAACGAGCAUCUGACUCGCGAGAUCGCCAUACUUCGUGACACGAUAAAGGAGCUGGAAUUAAGAAUAGAGACGCAAAAGCAGACGCUGCAGGCUCGCGACGAGAGCAUCAAGAAGCUCCUCGAGAUGCUCCAGAACAAGGGGAUGGGAAAAGAGGAGGAAAGGAUCAUGUUCCAGCAGAUGCAGUCGAUGGCCCAGAAGCAGGUCGACUACUCGCGGAUGAGACGACUGUAUAGUACAUACCAAACGCAAAAAUCUCAACAUGCGAGUCGCACAUUGCUGGACGAGCUCCGGACGGAAGUACAGCGAAGGGACCAGGAGCUGCUGGCGAUGUCGGCGAAGAUGAAGACGCUCGAGGAGCAGCACCAGGAUUACCAGAGGCACAUCGCCGUGCUCAAGGAAUCCCUCUGCGCCAAGGAGGAACAUUACAAUAUGCUGCAGGCUGAUGUCGAGGAAAUGCGGCAGCGGCUCGAGGAGAAGAACCGGAUGAUCGAGAAGAAGACGCAGGCGGCGAUGCAGGCGCAACAGGAGCGCAAUCGCAUGAACACCGAGCUGACCGAGCUGAAGGAUCACAUGGACAUCAAGGACCGCAAGAUUAACGUGCUGCAGCGCAAGAUCGAGAAUCUGGAAGAUCUGCUGAAGGAGAAGGACAAUCAGGUCGACAUGGCCAGGGCCAGGCUGACGGCGAUGCAGGCGCAUCAUUGCAGCAGCGAGGGUGCCCUUAGCAGCCUCGAGGAGGCAAUCGGGGAUAAAGAAAAGCAAAUGGCACAACUACGCGAGCAGAGGGACAGGGCCGAGCAGGAGAAGCAGGAGGAGAGGGAAUUGCACGAGAGGGAGAUCGCCGAGUACAAAAUGAAGAUACACGCCUUGGAGUCCGAGGUCGAGAAGCUGGGCGCGCGUCUCGAGCGAGCGCAGGCGGAGAAGGACCGACUGGAGGCGAAGCUCGAGAGCUCGCAGUCUGAGCUCGGCAAGAGCAAGGCCGAGCUGGACAAGGCCGCGUCCGAGGUCGGACGCAGCGGCGCCGACUGGGAGGCCGCGAAGCAGCGGCUGACCAGGCUGGAGCUGGAGAACGAGAGGUUGAGACACGACAUCGAGAGGUCGUCCACGUACGGUAGAAGCACCCUGAACUCGUCCCAGGAGAUGGAGCGGAUCCAAGAGCGAGCUGAGAAAGCGGCUGCCGAUCUGAGGAGGGCCCAGGCCGAGCUGAGGGUCACACAGGCGGAUAACGAAAGGGCGCGCGCUGAGGCCGCGUCCCUUCAGGAGAAGGUGGAGAAGAGUCAGGGCGAGGUGUACAGGCUCAAAGCCCGACUGGAGAAUGCUCAAACCGAACAGGAGAGCCUGCGAGAAGAGUACGAUCGGGCACAGGCGUCCGUGGCUCGUCUUCACUCCGAGAGGGACAAAGCGAUCGGCGAAUUCGAGAAGUCGCAAGAGGAACUCGAGCGCACGCAGGCCACCCUCGGCAAGGCGCAACUUCAGCAAGACAAACUGCAGAAUCUGCUGGACAAGACGCAGAGCGAGGUCGACAAGCUGCAGGAAAAGCUCGAUAAAACGCAGACCGAAGUUCGUAGAAUGCAAAUGGAAAGGGAGAAGCAGAAUUACGACUUCGAUAAUCUGCAAAGCCAGCUCGACAAGGCGUUAGGACAGUCGACGAGGAUGCAGAAGGAGCGCGAGACGAUUCAGCUGGAGGUCGAUCGGCUGCAGGACAAGUACGAGAAGGCGCAAAUCAUAGUGCAACGACUGCAGAAGGAGCGGGACAGCUUCCAGGAGGAGAUGGAGAAGAUGCAUGAGAGGUUGGAGCUGCAGCAGAAUCAGAUUGGCAAGCUGCAGCGCGACAAGGAGAACGUUCUGUCGGAAAUCGAGAUGGUGAAGGAGAGAUGGGAGAAAGCGCACAACACUCAUCAAAAAUUGACGCUCGAGCGAGAUGACGCUCUGACUGAAAUCCAAAUCCUGAAGGAGAAACUGGAGAAGUCUCAAUAUGCCAUGAACAAGGCUCACGAGGAGCGGGAGAACACCACCAAGGAAUUCGAGAAGAUGCUGGAGAAAUACGAUAGGGCGCAGAGUGAGGUGUACCGUCUGCAGAACCGCAUCGACGUGAUGGAGGCGGACAAGGACCGGCUCGAGCUGGAGGCGGAAAAACAGCAGAUGCUGGCGGCCAAGUCGCGCGAGGAAUCACGCAAGGCCCAGGAGGAGCUGUCGCGCGUCCAGGAGAUGUACGAUCGCGCGACGCUGCAGCUCGGCCGCACGAAGGAGCACGAGGAGAAGUCGAAGGAGAACAUCGAUCGGCUGAGCGUCGACCUGGAGAUGGUGCGCGAGCGCUACGAGAAGUCGCAGAUCGAGCUGCGCCGUCUGCAGAACGAGCGCGAGAAGUUGACCGGCGAUAACGAGCGCUUCAGCUUCGAGCUGGAGCGCGCGCACUCGCAGCUGAACAAGGCGCAGGCGGCUACCGAGAAGACGCAGGAGGAGCUCACCCGGAUGCAGCUGGAGAUCGAGAAGAUGUACGAGAAGCACGACCGUCAGCAGGCCGAGGUGAGGAAGGCGCAGGCGGAGGCGGAGAGGCUGCGCACCGAGGCGGAGAGCGCGCGCGAGGAAGUCGAGAGGUACGCGACCCGCUUUGGCAAGUAUCAGGAGAGUCAGGAGCGGCACAAGGAGGAGCACGAGUGGGCGAAGCUGGAGGUGGAGCGGCUGCGGGACCGACUGGAGAAGGCCCUGGCUGAGCUCGAGCGCGCGCGGAAGGCCGAGCAGGACGCCUCGAGGCUGCGCGCCGAUCUGGAGCGUGCGGAGGGCGUGCGAGGUAAAUACCAGUACGAGCAGGAGAAGUGGCAGAGCGAGGGUAGUAGGCUACAGCAGGAGGUGGAGAAGCUUCGCGAGCGGCUCGACGGCCGCGAGUCCGAGCUCAAGAGGACGCAGUCGAGCCACGCCGAGCUCGAGGCGAAGCUGCACGAGGCGCAGCUUCAGCUCGAGCGGGCGCGCGAGGAGACCGGCAAGGUGACCGCGGCGCAGGAGCGCAAUCGCUCGGAGAUCGAGCGCGCGCGGAUCGAGGCCGAGAAGAUCCGGGACCGGCACGACAAGGUGAAGGCGCGGGGGGAGGCCCUCGAGGCCGACAACGAGAAGCUGCGCGUCGAGAUCGUGCGGCUGGAGCGGCUGAUGCAGACCGAGGGUAAGACCAGGUCGGAGAGCGCGAGCAUCGAGGUGGAGCGUCUGCGUGCCAGCCUGGACAAGGCGAUCGUGGCGCGCGAUCAGGUCGAGCUCGAGGCCGGCAGGCUCGCCAAGGAGCUCGAGAAGACGCACCUGCAGACUGCCAAGUAUCAGGAGACUGCGGAGGCCACGAAGAAGGAGCUCGAGCGAUUCACCGCGGACUUGCAGAUCCUGCGCGAGGAGCGCGACACGCUGCGCCAAGAGCUACGCCGCACGCAGCAGCAGCAGCAGCAACAGAUCGCCGGCGGCGAGGAGCUCGCGCGGAUGCAGUACGAGCUGCAGCUGGCGCAGCGCGAGCGCGACAAGAUGGCGGCCAUCUUGGAGAACCGGGAGAAGCAUUCGGAGAAGGUCGAGAAGAUGAAGGAGAAGCUGGAGGCGGACGCGAAGCAGCUGCAGGUCGAGCGCGACCAGCUGGUCAUACAGCUGGAGAAGUCGCAGGAGAUGCUGCUGAACUUCCAGCAGGAGCUGAGCGCGAACGAGGCUGAGCUCGAGCGCCAGCGCGAGGAGGCCCGCAGGCUUCAGCAACGGGCUCACGCGCAGACGCCCGAUCGCGCGGCCAAGGAGGCGCUCGACGCUCAGAUGCGCGAGGUGCAGCGGCUCAGCCAGCAGGUGCAGAGUCUGCAGCAAACGCAGCAGAAGGAGCGGCAGCGCGCCGAGCAGGCGGAGAAGCGGGUGCAGGAGCUGCAGAAGCAGCUGUCGUCGCGCGGCGCCGAGACCGCGUCCGAAGCGCAGCUCGAGCAGUGGCGGAAGCUCUGCGAGACCGAACGACAGCGCGCCGACACGGCUGAACGCGAGGCCGGCGAGUUGCAGAAGCGGAUACAGGCGACCGAGCGGCAGCUACACGCCCAGCAACAACAGAUCCAGCAGAUGCAGGUCACCAUACAGCAGCAGCAGCAGCAGCAGCCGCCGCCGCCGCAGCCCAUGCAGAACGGCCAGGAGGUCGGCAGGCUGAGAAAGGAGCUGGAACGUGCGCGCGAGGAGAUUAAGCAGGCGACCGUGGAACGCGAGCGGUUCCAGGCGCAGCUCGAGAUGCUGUGCCAGGAACUCGAGAAAAAUCAGGUGGACUUGCACGAAGCCAACAAGAAACUACAAGCUGGAGCAGCCAAGGCUGGCGCAGAUACUACACAGGAGCGGAAACAGCUGGAGGAGCAACGCCGACAACUGGACGAACAGAGAAGGCAGAUGGACGAGCGCGCGAAGUCCGUCGAUCAGAAAGCUAGGACAAUGGAGGAGAAGGAGAGGACGCUUCAGAAUCUCGACCAAGACCUGAAAAAGAGAAAAGCGCGGAUGGACCAGCUGGAGCAGCAGCUGCAGAAGAGUGGCGGAGCGCCCGACAAGAGGCUGGCAGAGAUGCAAAGGGCGCUCGAUGUUGCCGAGAAAGAGCUGGAGAAGGCGAAAGAAGAAUCGGGCAGGAGCGCCGCCGAGACCGAGAGGUUGCUGAAGCUCGUGCAGAUGACCCAGGAGGAGCAGAACUCCAAGGAGAAACAGAUCAGAGAUCUUCAGGAGGCACUAAAAACCGCACAAGCCAAGUUGAAACAAGCUACAACUGCACAGCAAGAGGACUUUCCGUUCCGCGAGGAAAGAAACGCGAGGAACGCGUGGACGAAUGGGGGAGUGACGUGAGGUACUGACACUGAGGGACAAAGUAUCACAGAUCGAAUUUCUUGUUGACAUAUUAGAUUCUCUACUAACUUAAAUAUUAUGGUAGUAAUGGUAUUACUCGAUCACACACUUCACGAGAUCCUUUCAAUACAAUCGAUGUCGUAGACUAUGUCGUUCGCGUCGGAGGAGAGAGCGAGCAGCUCGGGGUUGGGGAAACGGGGUUACGAAAGGGAGAGGACGCGAUUGGACUUCGCGACAGAUCGCGCCUAAGUCAUUAGAGUUGUAUAAUUGUAAGAGCGGUAGCCGUAAUUAUCAGCACUUGUUACACUCUAGGCCGAGGUUCUUCUGCUCGGCAAUUAACCGUCGCUUAACCUUCGUCUUACGAUUCAGGCAUUCGUAUCGAAUUCGUUGACUGAAUUUCCCCCCUACCCGCGUCGACAUCAAUUACCACGUCUGUAAAUAAAUGAGACACACACACACACACAUACGCA